Messenger RNA from Prosopis cineraria, 1803 nucleotides. RefSeq lists its product as uncharacterized. Bases 145 to 1572 code for a protein of 475 amino acids. The transcript has 13 exons. Lineage: Eukaryota; Viridiplantae; Streptophyta; Magnoliopsida; Fabales; Fabaceae. The record is from RefSeq and is a predicted model, not a curated record.
UGGAGCACACAAAUCCAAAUGGCUUGGAAUAGCGCGCAUUUUAUGCACUCAUCUUCUCUUCGGAUUCUAAUCGGCUAAGUCAGUCUCAAAGUCAGAGAGCACUUGAAUGAAAGCCCCAUUUGCUGUCUUAGAAAGAAUCCAGCAAUGGCGGAAAGCAAAGCCGACACAACUCGCCAGCACACUAUGAUUGUUUCAGAGGCCGGCGUUUCCGACGAGAAGCCUCCUAAGCCAAAGCGUGUUGCCUCGCUCGAUAUCUUCCGCGGUUUUACUGUCGCGCUAAUGAUCUUGGUUGAUGACGCGGGCGGCCACUGGCCUGUGAUUGGUCAUGCGCCAUGGAAUGGGUGCAACCUUGCUGAUUUUGUGAUGCCCUUCUUUUUGUUCAUUGUGGGGAUGGCCAUUCCACUGGCUCUCAAGAGAAUACCAAAUAGACUUCUUGCUGUGAGAAAAGUGAUUAUAAGGACACUCAAACUCCUCUUCUGGGGUCUGCUCCUACAAGGUGGUUUCUCGCAUGCUCCGGACCAUCUAUCAUAUGGAGUUGACAUGACAUAUAUAAGGUGGUGUGGCAUUCUUCAGAGAAUUGCCCUAUCAUAUUUGAUCCUAGCGCUGGUGGAAAUAUAUUCAAAGAGAGAACAAGCUGAAUAUCAGACAACCACCCAACUUUCAAUAUUCAAAUCAUACUAUUGGCACUGGUUGGUCGGGGCAUGCAUUCUUAUUGUGUACAUGGCCUUACUUUAUGGAAUAUAUGUCGCCGAAUGGAAAUUCAUUGUCCAAAACCCUGACAGCAUUUAUCAUGGCAAAACUUUAACCGUAGUCUGUGGCGUUAGAGGAAAACUAGAUCCCCCCUGCAACGCUGUGGGAUAUAUUGACAGAAAAGUACUCGGAAUUAAUCACAUGUACAAGCGUCCAGCUUGGAGGAGGUCUGAAGCUUGCAAUGAGAAUCCCCCAUAUGAAGGGCCUUUCAAACAAGGUGCUCCUUCCUGGUGUUAUGCUCCUUUUGAGCCAGAAGGAAUUUUAAGCUCAAUUUCUGCUGUUCUGUCCACAGUUAUCGGAUUGCAUUUUGGACACGUACUAGUACACUUGCAGGACCAUUCUUCUAGGCUGAAGCACUGGCUUCUUAUGGGCUUAGCUCUCCUUAUUUCUGGAGUCAUUCUUCACUUUACUCAUGCCAUUCCUGUGAAUAAACAGUUGUACACAACCAGUUAUGUCUUUGUAACAUCUGGAGCUGCAGCAUUAGUUUUCUCUGCCUUCUAUAUUAUGAAAUGUGUUAAUCCGUCUGGCCAGGUCGAUAUUUGGGUUUUGAAAUCCUUAUUCUUGCCUUUCAAAUGGAUUGGUAUGAACGCCAUGCUUGUCUAUGUUAUGGCGGCUGAAGGAAUCUUUGCGGCAUUUGUUAAUGGGUGGUAUUAUGAUAAUCCUCAUAAUACACUGAUAUAUUGGAUCCAAAAGCACGUCUUCAUUAAAGUAUGGCAUUCUGUGAGAGUAGGCAUACUGCUUUAUGUUAUCUUUGCAGAGAUCCUAUUCUGGGCUGUCGUUGCCGGCAUCUUGCACCGACUGGGCGUUUAUUGGAAGCUUUGAAUUCUCAUGGUGGUGUGAUUUAAUUUUUGCUCAGAAUGCUGCGCUUGUGUAUUCAAUGGUUCCAUGAAUCCCUUCAGUGUAAUUAUUAUUAUUUAUUCAAAUAACAAAAGUUAAAAUGUUUUGAGUUGGAAAUGCAUUUUGUACUGGUAAACAUAUGUACUGGCCCUUAUAAUUUGCUUCAAUAUUUAAUGAAGCACUUAUGGACUUACAGUUCUGCAGUGUUUAUUGGAA